This is a messenger RNA of Eriocheir sinensis (Chinese mitten crab), 1811 nucleotides long. RefSeq names its product survival of motor neuron-related-splicing factor 30-like (gene Spf30). Gene Ontology annotation, molecular function: RNA binding. Gene Ontology annotation, cellular component: precatalytic spliceosome; nucleus; cytoplasm. NCBI's taxonomy places the organism in Eukaryota, Metazoa, Arthropoda, Malacostraca, Decapoda, Varunidae. Gene Ontology annotation, biological process: regulation of alternative mRNA splicing, via spliceosome; mRNA processing. The record is from RefSeq and is a predicted model, not a curated record. The coding region runs from base 112 to 837 and encodes 241 amino acids. The transcript is spliced from 6 exons.
AGCCUUGAGGAGUUCUGGGGAGCGGUGGUGUUGGCCGCCGCGGACAACGUUGCGUGGCCCUGAGGAGCGGCAACGUUGCGUCCCCGCCGAGGCACACUGUAAACAAACACAAUGGCGGAGGACCUGGGCCAGAGCCUGCACACCUAUAAAGUUCAGCUUGAGCAGGUUGAAGCUGCCUUGACUUCAGACCCAACAAAUGCUGAAUUGCUGAAACUUAAGGGAGACCUGUUGGAAGUCAUCACUCUCACAGACAACUUAAUUGACACACAAGGAAGUUCCUCGGCGGGAGCAGGGUCAAACAGUGAAGGCAGCAGCAAGGAGCCCGGAGCUGUGAGAACAUGGAAGGUUGGGGACAAGUGCAUGGCCGUGUGGUCUGAGGACUCCCAGUGGUAUGAUGCAGUAAUUGAUGCCAUAACAGAUGAUGGCUUGGUGGCAAUCACUUUUGAUGGCUUUGGGAACUCUGACGUGACAAAGUUGUCAGCGCUGAAGGAUCGAAUCCCUGGCGAGAAAAGGGGCCUCCACCGUCCAGGGUUUGGUGACUCUGAUAAGAACAAGAAAAAGGUGGUGGAAGCACAGCGACAGCAAGCCAAGAAAAGGAAGCAGCGCAAACAUGACAGGCAAAAGCAGAUAGAAGAAGCUCAUGAGGCAGACAAGGCAAAGUGGCUGGCAUUCUCAACCAAAGUUAGAUUUACAAAGAAGCUGAAAGGUGUCACAAAGAAAUCUAUAUUCGCCACUCCUGAUGCAGCUAAUGGCAGAGUUGGCAUUGGAACUUGUGGUAUAGGAGGAAAGCCAAUGACAGAGUACACUCAUGCUGAAAAGUGGAGGAAAGGAACAUAAAUGGUGUUUAUUGGCAGUCCAUAUUACAAUAAGAUAUUAACCAUGUGCAAGUUUAAUUUUGACAUCUCUGUGAAGGACCUUAUGUUUUCAUAAACAACAUUGUUCAGUCCUUUGGAAAAGUAUUUUUGAAAUGUAACUGUUUACUUUUUAGUAUUCAUUUAUAUCAAAUGUAUCUGGGCAAGUUUGUAUUGUGUGUGUGUGAUGAGUGAUUCCAAAGGAACACUGCUGAACACAAGCCUCCUUCUAAAAGCAACUGUCUUCAGGGACAAGUACUGAGCUAGGUCAUGGAAAUCAAUACAGAACUUGGCAUAUGGAUACUUCUUUGUUAUUGAUAUUCAUCCACAUUGUAUUUUAGUCCGUGUCCCAAAUUUUAUAUUUCACACACUCAUCCUUAGCUCUUUUUCAUGUCAGUAUAAUUAUGACUAGCUCUGUAUUACUAUACCUCCUCAUAUUGUACAAACUGGAAAGUUAUCAUAUUUUUUUUACGGUUGUAUUCUAACAGACAUUUUGAAUAAUUGCUUGCAGGCUCUAAAUUUCAAUUGUUUUCACUACAUUUUACUUCUCAUUGUAUUCCUUUUGGCUGGGUUUACAGUAAUGCAUAAAUAAUAUGAAUUAUAUCCUAACAGUCAUGUGUUAAAAUCAUUGAUACAUUGGUGACUUUUCAUGUAAAAAAAACUGGUUAGAUUUUAUAAGUACUCUCUAGAAGUGGUCUUGCAUAAUGAAGUGUAGAUGGUUAUUAAGGACCUGUUAGAAGCCUCGGUGUGAGAUUACGUUACUUCCUUACCCUUAUAGAUGUAUGACUGCUCCAGGAAAUUUUAUGGCAUGCCAACCUGCCAUAUACUGAAUUCUCAGUUGUCUGUAAAGGUGAAUAAAUGGGAAUAUUUACUAAUAUAGUAAUUAUUGUACAAAUAGAUGUUUGGUGUAUUUCCCAUUAAUACCAUUUGACCUAUCCCAUGAAUAAAAGUUUACUUAAU